Penicillium waksmanii is the source of this 1749-nucleotide messenger RNA. RefSeq lists its product as uncharacterized. The transcript is spliced from 3 exons. The record is from RefSeq and is a predicted model, not a curated record. The coding region runs from base 1 to 1749 and encodes 582 amino acids. Lineage: Eukaryota; Fungi; Ascomycota; Eurotiomycetes; Eurotiales; Aspergillaceae.
AUGGACCAAAAGAUGCCUCAAAGUCUGUUGAUGAUCUCGCAGGUGACCCCGGAGGAGUUGCGCAGAACUCAGAAUGUGGAUCUAAUAAUGGUCAAAGGUCUCUGGCAAGCUUUCCUCGUCUCGCGGCGUGCCAGCGAAUCCCAGGCAGACCGCAGAUUAGAAUAUCUCUUCUGGCGAAUCUGGAGUAGUGAAAGCCUGCUCACCGAGAUGAAGGUUGGGAGGUUGAACGAUCUUGUCUCUCGGAUUAUUCUUCCCACUGGCCAGACCGGGAAACCUCCGACCAAACAAGCCCGCAAGUCUCGAGCACAACCAGAAUACCACCCGAUUACUGGCUCUCCAUCCUACGCAGUAUCACAACCAGUAUCCCAACCAGAGAUGAAACCACAGCCAACUGAGGCUAAGGCCAUGCCUCAACCUAUCUUGAAGAAGUCAAGUGCCCCUCAAGGCGAAUCGAACAAGACCACGCGGCUGCUUCUUGAGCAGCCCGAUGGUGGGAGUAUCACCCGCAACCCAUCCCACUCCCCAACUCUCAGCUUAAAUGAGAAUGAGAAUGAGCCGCAGCCAAGGGAGUAUACACCAGGUCGACAAGCUCCGAAGAAAUCUCAGUUCGCCUCGGGAAUACGAUCCGGGCGCCGUCGCCCUCUUUUCAACCGUCGCAAGUCAUCGCAGGUUUCUGUGACGAAACCGACGGCCAGUCCAUCCAGCGAGCAACAGCCACCGCCACAGCCGCAGAAAACUCAACCUCUUCGACAUCCACCGGCCGAUCCUCUUGAAUCCAUGAGCUCCUUUGAGCUGGUCUUCGACCCUGAUUACGUCCCACCCAUUCAAGACUCACCUCCAGCCACAACCCCAACUCACACCCAGGAAAACAUCGAGCUCGCCAAGAUCAAAGAAGCUCUAGCCGAUAUCGGUAGCAUCGAGAUCCCUCGACUAUCCUCGAGCAAGACGGCAACGGCCACAACGACAGCAGCAGCAACCUCGAACGUAUCCGAAGCUGACACCCUUCUCUCCCAAGGACUAGAGACGGUUAGUCAUGAACCCCAGGAAACCCACUUCCAGACAGGAGACCAUGAAAAGCAGCGCGCUGAAUCUCAGGACCCUAGCCUAUUCUCUAACGGAAUCGCCCAACUCUUCGACUCAUACCCAGUGCCCGGAUUCCCGGGCCUUCUACGAAUCCCGAUGCCUGAGAAGAUGGAAAACACCCUCCUCGGCAUUCUCAACGACGACAGUCCCCUCGACGGCCUGAUUCCCCUCCCAACCAGGCCAUGGUGGAUGUGCGAGCAUGCAUGGAGCCCAGUCCCUCGCAAGGAGUAUCUCAAAGAAUGGAUGUUGGUAAGCGAAGAAUGGGACAAACAGCCAACUACUACGCCACUCAGCCAUCCAGAGUUUCGAACCAGGUUUGUUGAAGCGGUUGCCGCUGCCAGAGCCGAAGAGGAAGCGGCAAUUGCAUUUCUGAAUGAGGUCCGGGUGCCUACUCUCAAUGGCCGGGCCAGCCGAACUGAUAACGAAAGCGAAAAGUCCACCAGUUACUUCUCUGGAAUUUCUCAUAUGGUGGGAAAUGAGUCCCAAGAGAGCCGCUCAGCGCGGGCGGAGGAUCUGGAAUGGGAGCGCAAGGAAGAACAGCCCGAUCAUCAGGAGAAACAAAAGGUUGUCUGGCAUGGAACUGGGAGUGAUUGCAUCUUCGAGAAAUCUCCUUUUGCCAUUGCCCUGGAGCAAUCGGCUCAUUCCCUUGAUCCGCCUUCCUGGUAG